CUUCUCGGCUGGCACAACUCUGAUAUGAACACUCCCUCGGAGGGGCAGCCUUCGCUGGGAGGCUACGGAGGCCCGCCACCUCACGGCUCUGAGCCGCGUAGUAGCAGCCUGCAGAGACAACCAACGAACCCCUACGACAUGUCAAGCCAGCAAAACUUAUCUCCACCAAGGAACGCUGGCCCACCAGCGCGGUCUCUGACUGACCCUACUGAACAACCACCCCAAGAUCAACCGCGUGAAAAACCCCGAGGGCGGAGUAAGAUUUGUGGCAAGUGUGGUGAAGGUCUCACCGGCCAGUUCGUACGGGCUCUGGGCGAUACUUAUCAUUUGGAAUGCUUCACCUGUCAUGAUUGUGGCAAGAUUGUUGCUUCCAAAUUCUUCCCCGUUCCCGAGAAGCCCCCUGGACAGUACCCUCUAUGUGAAACCGACUAUUUCCGACGGUUGGACUUGCUUUGCUUCGACUGUGGCCAAGCCCUUCGAGGAUCUUACAUCACCGCUUUGGACCGUAAAUAUCACAUUGAGCAUUUCACCUGUUCUGUAUGUCCAACUGUGUUCGGGGCCUCUGACAGCUACUACGAGCACGAAGGCAGCGUUUACUGUCACUACCACUACUCGACAAAAUUUGCACAAAGAUGCAACGGUUGUCAAACAUCCAUCCUUAAGCAGUUUGUAGAAAUUUUCCGCAACGGUCAAAACCAGCACUGGCAUCCAGAAUGCUACAUGAUCCACAAGUAUUGGAAUGUGAGGUUGCAUUCCACCGGACAACCCGUGCUUCAAACACCCCAGCAUUCAGACGUAGAUGCACCCGAUGAUGUCCGUGAAAGAGUUCGGAAGCAGGAGGAAGAAAUCGAGGCCAAAGUCAACUGGAUUUGGAAGACGCUAUCGGCAUUCGAAGAGAAGUCGGCAACGUGCAUAUCCGAUAUGCUUCUGCACGUCAGCAACGGUGCUUACGUAGACGGUGUUAUGGCGGCCAAAAAGUUCAUCGUCCAUGUUGAGCUUCUGUUCAAUUCCGCAGACGAUCUUGAUGCGCAGCUUGUAGCCAAAACACCCAAAGGCCUCACUUAUUCUCGUGAAUCCAAACUGCUCUGCAAAAAGGUUGUUGCCUUUUUUGCCCUCUUGACCCAAUCACAAGGCACCGGGGUGCGACGACUUGGCGUCACACAGGAACUACUAUCACUUGUUACUGGUCUGGCCCAUUACCUCAAGCUUCUUAUACGCAUAUGCCUUCAAGGGGCAUUGAAGUUGGAGCGUGAAACGCGAAGCGCGAGCGGACUGACGAAUUUUCUUGCUCAAGUCAAUUCUCUCGAUGCACGACUGGAACAUGAAGCCCAGAUCGAUCAAGCAGCCGAGUCUGCUGUGCUUGUUCCACGAUCAGCUGACGCCUGUCCAAUGUGCGAUGCCCAAGUCGAGGACAAAUGUCUACACAUGAACGACAUGUCCUUCAACUAUGGCUGUAUGGUGUGUCGUGGUUGCAGUGCCGACUUGCGGAGUGACUUCAAGAAUGCGUAUUGGAGCAAGUCCCAGCAAAAAGUCUUUUGUCCGGCAUGUGCUGCAGCGCAACCUGAUGCUGAAAAUGGGUUUCAAUCGGUCACCAAACUUCGACAGUAUGUGCACUUGUUGAAGGUUGCACAUGCUCGCUUGAUGGCAACAUUACGAUCAAGCGGUGCAUUGCCACACACUUCAGAUGAUCCGAACCUUUCUGCCUACGACUCGUCUGAAGGUCACCGUCUAGGCGACACCAGUGCUGAUUCUCAUCCUGCUCAUCUCCGCCAGGAUAAUCGCUCAAAGUCGUUCGGGGGGCAAUCGUCCACAGAUGCCCAAAGUAACCCGAACGCAAACUAUGAGCAGUCCAUGACUGACAUAAAGCGCCUUCGCUCAACACGAUUGGAUAAGCAUCUUUCGCAAACAAUGAAACGUGCUCGUGCAUCGAGAAUCAUAGAUGGUCCGGAAGCUUCUCAAGCGGGAACAGAUUCUUCCUCGAGAGGGGGCAUGCAAAUCGUCCAAGAACGCGAGUCUCCUGGUGAUAUCGACAGCACCACACUUGCUGUCAACUCUUUGGCGCUGGAUGACAUUGCACGUAUGGCUGCCCUCGAGCAACAGCGAGAGCAACGACCCAAUGCAUUCCGUGCCGGAGGUAGUGCCCUUCUAGGACAAGACCAAGCCAGGCUCCGCAAUGGCCAUCGUCGCGAUUUCUCUGGGGCGGAAGCUGCCAAUUCAAGACAGCGCACUUAUUUCUCCGAACUUUCUCCCCUGGAGUAUUUUAAGCUGAAGGGGCUUGCUGUACUUCAACUCGGUCUCCUUCUCGAUGAAGCUCAGUACAAUCAAGGUGAUCUACUCGAUUUGAUCGAAACAAAACGAACAAACUUCUGGGGUAAAAUCGGGUUUGGCAAAAAGGACAAGAACAAGCCAAAGAAAUCCGGCCCAUCUGAAAAACCUGUGUCCGAUCGGGCCACUUUUCGACAACCCCUCGAGCUUCUGGUAGAGAAAUAUGGGGCAGAAUCAACAGAUGGGGUUGGUCCUGGCACCUUGAAAGUACCGGCACUGCUCCAAGAUUCAGUGACUGCAAUGAGAAACAUGGACAUGUCCGUUGAGGGGAUAUUCCGGAAGAACAGUAAUCUGAAAGUUCUGCGAGAACUCGAAGAGGAAAUUGAUGCCAAAGGGGUUGAGUCAGUAGACCUCAGCUCAAAGAACCCGGUCAUGCUGGCCAACCUACUCAGUCGAUUCCUCCGAUUCAUGCCAGAUCCCGUUCUAACAUUGAAACUCUAUCGUUUGUUCAUGGUCGCCAAAGACAUCGAGGACGACGCGCUACGAAAGAAGGUUUUGCACUUGGUUUGCUGUCUUUUGCCAAAGGCGCAUCGCGACACAAUGGAAGUGCUGUUUUGCUUCCUAAACUGGGUCUCAUCAUUCCACACGAUCGACGAAGAGGCGGGUAACAAAAUGGACACAUGGAACAUCUCCACAGUGAUGGCGCCCAACAUUCUACGAGAAAAUAACGAGAAGCAAAUGAGGAGUGUAGAUCAGGGCGCUGUCAGAGUUGUGUUUGAUCUGAUCGAAAACAACGAUGAGUUUUGUGAGGUUCCGGAAGAGAUCGUCGAGCUCUUGAAUGAUGACAGCUCACCAGAGUUGACACCCAAGGAGAUUAUGCGACAAUGGGAACAGCGUGGCAAGAACCCAGUCAUAGCGACACCUGGGGCCUCUCCUCGUGUUCCAGGUGGAACAUCCUCACGUAAAGACCAACGCAACGCCCCGCACAUUACACAAGCCGAUCACAACCCUCAAGCAUUUUCUGGCGAAUCUUCAUUACGCCAGAUCCCACCGCAUGGCCACGGCUUUGCAUCAAACAGUCACGGCACGCCACCGCAACACCAUGAUCUUGGCACGCCGAAUUUACCAUAUAGUCAGCAUCCGCCGGGGUCUGCAGAAAGCCACCGCACCGGGUCACCUCAUCGUCAUAGCUAUCGAUCACCCGCAUACUCUAAGUCUACACAGCUUAGUACUGCUGGCGCAGGCUGA
Messenger RNA from Periconia digitata, 3513 nucleotides. The record is from the annotation of a GenBank genome assembly. NCBI's taxonomy places the organism in Eukaryota, Fungi, Ascomycota, Dothideomycetes, Pleosporales, Periconiaceae.